This is a messenger RNA of Nerophis lumbriciformis (worm pipefish), 684 nucleotides long. The record is from RefSeq and is a predicted model, not a curated record. NCBI's taxonomy places the organism in Eukaryota, Metazoa, Chordata, Actinopteri, Syngnathiformes, Syngnathidae.
AUGGCUGUUUCUGCGGGUAAAGCUGACCUUCAAGUGGACAGAGGAGCCCUGAGCGGUCAGAGCGUUUCGUCUGAAAAUAGCAUCGAUAUCGACGAGAAAGAGUUGGAUAAUAUCACAAAGAAACACCGAGGAGACGACAACUCGAAACUGCCGUUGCACUCAUCCUGGACAUUUUGGUUGGACAGGUCAUUACCAGGCACAACUGCUGCAGAAUGCGAAUCCAAUCUGAAGAAGAUCUACACAGUGCAAAGUGUUCAGCUCUUCUGGAGUGUGUACAAUAACAUCCCUGCAGUCACAGCCCUUCCUUUGAGAUGUAGCUAUCACCUAAUGCGUGGCGAACGGAGGCCACUCUGGGAAGAGGAGAGCAAUGCAAAAGGAGGUGUAUGGAAGAUGAAAGUACCGAAAGAAAACACUUCUGCAGUCUGGAAAGAAUUAUUACUUGCUACGAUUGGGGAGCAGUUUGCAGACUACUGUGCAUCAGAUGAUGAGGUUGUAGGGGUCAGUGUAAGUGUUCGAGAUCGUGAGGAUGUCGUACAAGUUUGGAAUAAAAAUGCAUCUCUUGCUAGUGAAGCAAGUAUCUUGGGAAAAAUCAAUGAGCUCCUCCCGUCCAUAUCUUUUAAAGCUGUGUUUUACAAAUCUCACAUGGAACAUCAUGCCUUUGAAGGAGGACGCUCAAGACAUUAG